Molecule: messenger RNA, 1245 nt
Organism: Annulohypoxylon truncatum
Lineage: Eukaryota; Fungi; Ascomycota; Sordariomycetes; Xylariales; Hypoxylaceae
Product: acyltransferase-domain-containing protein
Exons: 4
Coding region: 1-1245 (414 amino acids)
Cellular component (GO): endomembrane system
Molecular function (GO): acyltransferase activity
Source: RefSeq, a predicted model, not a curated record
AUGACCACCGCCGAACUACGGCACCGCCCGCCGCCCUCCGACGACGCCCCAGAACCGAAUUCCAAAGCCGGCAUCGCCGGUCCGGUUCUAGAUCCGAAUGUCGGCCAUCCCGCAGGCGAGGCUAAAUAUGGCCGUUUCAGAGCAUUCAUCCGUGCUGUCACAUUUUUGAUCUACUUCACCAGCGGCUGUCUGACUGUACAUAUUACUCAGAUCCUCGGCGCCCCGCUCUACUACCUCAACCGCGACCUGUACUAUGCCUACAUGUCCUUGACAAAGGCCUCCUUUGGCCUGCUGAUCACCACCAUGACACAAUGGUGGGCACCGACAGUUAUAAGAAUAAGCGGCGACUCCUCUGUUGCCGGACAGUUCAGCUUGACCCCGGACGGCAGGGUCGAAUGCGCUUUUCCCGAGCGGAUGGUUAUGAUCGCAAACCACCAGAUCUAUACCGACUGGUUGUAUCUUUGGUGGGUCGGGUAUACGAAUAACCCUCAAAUGCACGGACAUGUCUACAUCAUCCUGAAAGAAUCCCUGAAAUGGGUUCCCGUCAUCGGACCUGGCUGCAUGUUCUUUGGCUUCAUCUUCUUGUCUCGCAAGAUGGCCGUCGACCGACCGCGCCUAGCCCACAGGCUUGGCAAGCUCAAGACUCGACAUACGGGUCUUGACGGUAAGCGCUUUCUGAACCCGAUGUGGCUGCUCCUCUUCCCCGAAGGCACCAACUUAUCUUCGAACGGACGAGUCAAGUCAGCUAAAUGGGCUGAAAAAUCGGGUCUCCGGGAUACGGAGCACAUGAUGCUGCCUCGAAGCACCGGCAUGUUCUUCUGUCUCAACGAGCUCAAAGGGACGGUGGAUUACGUAUACGAUUGCACCGUAGCCUACGAAGGUGUCCCUCGCGGAAGAUAUGGCGAAGACUUUUUCACAUUAUCAAGCACUUAUUUCCAAGGUCGACCUCCUAAGUCGGUAAAUUUCUACUGGAGACGUUUCGCGUUGGCCGAUAUGCCUUUAGACGACCAGGAAGAGUUCGAUAAGUGGCUCCGCGAAAGAUGGUAUGAAAAAGAUGCCGUGCUCGAACAGUACGUCUCGACGGGGCGAUUUCCAGCAAACGGUGCAGGUAUCAAGGGACAUAUCGAGACGGAAGUUCGUACCAAAAACUGGUGGGAAUUCAUCAGAAUAUUUGUUAUGCUUGGUGCGUUCGGGUUGAUAUUCAACUUCAUGCUCCGAAUCAUUCGAAUACUCGUUCGUGGUUAG